Messenger RNA from Physcomitrium patens, 1660 nucleotides. NCBI's taxonomy places the organism in Eukaryota, Viridiplantae, Streptophyta, Bryopsida, Funariales, Funariaceae. The record is from RefSeq and is a predicted model, not a curated record.
UAACUUACCACCAAUAUUAGAUCAUGCCAUGGUCGAAAUGUCUCUACAUAAGCCCAUGACAACACGCAAGAUUAUCAUUCUGAAUCUUGGUCAGACUCAUCGAUAGAGGCGUGAUUAGCAUUCUCAGAUUCAUCGACAGAGGCUUGAUUUGCAGUGUGUGUACUGCUGAUCAGAUUCAUCGAUAGCGACGUGAGUUUUAUGGUGAAGAUGGCUUUGGCGAUGGUUGAAUUGGCGCUGUUGCUAAGUCUGAUGCUCGUGAUGCCAAUCGCAAGCGCGGCAGGCAACGGAUUCAAGUGCCCCAAAGCGUUCUGGACGUUCGGCGACUCGCUCUCAGACACUGGGAAUUCUCAGACGACUUUUCCAAGCGCCAGCCGCCUGUACCCGCCCUACAGCACCAGCUUCACCUUCCGUGACAAGCCCGGGUUCAAUCGCUUCUCCGAUGGCCGCCUCAUCGUCGACUUCAUAUCGCUAGCGUUUGGGCAUCCAUAUUAUGGGACGUAUGCGCACGCUCUGAACGGGGCGAAUUACGUGCGCGGCGCCAACUUUGCGUAUGCUGGCGCGACUGCGAACGCCACCACGUUCGUGACGCCGAUCCACCUCAACCUGCAGGUUGAUAAUUUCCUCAAUUUUAAGAGCAAGGCGCUCGACACAGGGUUCUAUUUCCCAGACCCGAAAGGUCCGUAUCAACCAGUGUGGAAUGCGUUCAGCGACGGCGCGUACUACAUUCCUGAAAUCGGAGGCAUCGACCUGAUCGUUGCCACAAGUGUGCUGAACCUGCCGUCGCCGGUCGUCAUCGCCUCGUUCGUUCCAGCCGCUGUUGCUGCAGUCAAGACGGCCAUCACCACGCUUCAUGAUUCCGGUGCGCGGCUCUUCUUCAUCGGCAACACGCCGCCGCAAGGGUGCAACCCGGCGCAGCUGACGCAGUUUUUCAACCGGACCAAGGACGCGCUCCUGUGCGUGGAUGACAUCAACGCCAUCAACCGCGCUUACGGCGCCGCUUUGCAGCAGGCGCUCGAGGACCUGCGGACGAGCCUCGGUGGCGAUGGCACGCAGAUCUUCCUCAUGGAUAACUAUAAUGCCAGCAUUGAGAUCUUCACCAACCCAGCGACUUAUGGUAAGUUUUAUCCAACACUCUCACAAAUCAAAUUAUCCACAGGCAGUUUCAUAAUGAUAUAUUUUUGGCAGGGUUUACCAACACUCAGCAGGCGUGUUGUGGCUCCGGAGGACCCUACAACUACAACUCGGCCUUCACGUGCGGCAACAUCGGGUCAUGCUGCCAGGGGCAGUCGGCGUGCGCGACGCCCGGGAGCUACGUUUCCUGGGAUGGGAUUCAUUACACUGAAGCAUUCUACAGGCAGAUCGCCAAGUUCUUCCUCAAUGGCCAGUUUGUCACUCCGGCUUUGAAUCUUGCCGCGGAGUGUGGCCUAAAAUUUGAUGAUUUUUAUAAAAAAAGCUGAUCGAGUUGGCUAACAUUAUGGUUUUCAGUAAUUGUCAAUAGAGGCAGCCUUCACGGGUUUAUGGAUGACUAGGUAUCAACUGAGUAUUGCGUAGAUAUUAGUCAAGUGGACUUCUACUAAACCACCGCGGCCACCGCUUGUUAUUGCCGCUUCAAAUCUAAAUGCAAAAGGUCACAUUACUUCAUCAGAUAUUUCAACCCUUA